Molecule: messenger RNA, 3680 nt
Organism: Vombatus ursinus (common wombat)
Lineage: Eukaryota; Metazoa; Chordata; Mammalia; Diprotodontia; Vombatidae
Gene: BICRAL
Product: BRD4 interacting chromatin remodeling complex associated protein like
Exons: 12
Coding region: 110-3361 (1083 amino acids)
Biological process (GO): positive regulation of DNA-templated transcription
Cellular component (GO): SWI/SNF complex
Source: RefSeq, a predicted model, not a curated record
CUCCCGUCGCUCCCCCGCUCCCCCUGCCGCCGCCGCCGCCGCCUGCCAGCCCCUGAUGUGAUGGCGCAGAAACCCCGUUGACAAGGCACUGCUUUUUCAUGACGUUGUCAUGGAUGAUGAUGAUGACUCGUGUCUCCUUGAUCUUAUUGGAGACCCACAGGCAUUGAACUAUUUUCUACAUGGACCUAGUAGCAAAUCUAGCACUGACGACUUGACUAAUGCAGGGUAUUCUGCAGCCAACUCAAAUUCAAUUUUCGCCAACUCUAGCAACGCUGAUUCCAAGUCAUCCCUCAAAGGUGUGAGCAGCCAGCUUGGAGAAGGAUCUAGUGAUGGACUCCCACUUUCAAGUAGCCUUCAGUUUCUUGAAGAUGAGCUUGAAUCCUCUCCUCUUCCUGACCUCAGUGAGGAUCAACCUUUUGACAUUCUCCAGAAGUCCUUGCAGGAGGCCAAUAUCACUGAACAGACUUUGGCAGAAGAGGCUUAUUUGGACGCCAGUAUAAGUUCUAGCCAACAGUUUGCACAAGCUCCGCUUCAUCCUUCUUCAUCAGCAUCCUUUACUCAGGCUUCUAAUGUUUCUAAUUACUCAGGUCAGACGCUGCAGCCUAUAGGAGUGACUCACGUGCCUGUUGGAGCAUCGUUUGCAAGCAAUACAGUGGGUGUGCAGCAUGGCUUCAUGCAGCAUGUGGGGAUCAGCGUGCCCAGCCAGCAUUUGUCUAAUAGCAGUCAGAUUAGUGGUUCUGGUCAAAUACAACUCAUUGGUUCAUUUAGCAAUCAGCCUUCCAUGAUGACCAUUAAUAACCUUGAUGGAUCUCAGAUCAUACUGAAAGGCAGUGGGCAGCAAGCAUCUACAAAUAUGAGUAGUGGACUCCUGGUUCAUAGACAGACUCCUAAUGGCAAUUCGUUGUUUGGAAACUCCAGUUCAAGUCCAGUAGCACAGCCUGUAACUGUUCCAUUUAACAGCACAAAUUUUCAGACAUCUUUACCCGUACAUAACAUUAUCAUACAGAGGGGCCUUGCACCAAAUUCAAAUAAAGUCCCAAUUAAUAUCCAACCAAAGCCUAUUCAAAUGGGUCAGCAAAACACAUACAAUGUGAACAAUUUGGGAAUUCAACAGCACCAUGUGCAACAAGGGAUUCCUUUUGCCCCUGCAAGCUCACCCCAGGGCUCAGUAGUGGGUCCACAUAUGUCUGUGAACAUUGUGAAUCAACAGAACACAAGAAAAUCAGUUGCCUCACAAGCAGUGAACAGCACGGGAGGUAGUAUUGUUAUCCACUCACCCAUGGCACAGCCUCAUGCACCCCAAAGUCAGUUCCUCAUUCCCACAAGCCUUUCUGUCAAUUCAAACUCAGUACACCAUGUCCAGACCAUCAAUGGGCAACUUCUUCAGACUCAGCCUUCUCAGCUGGUGUCUGGUCAAGUGGCUUCCGAGCAUGUCAUGUUGAACAGGGGUUCCUCUAAUAUGCUUAGGACCAACCCAUCAUAUUCGGGGCAGAUGCUAAACAACCAGAAUACUGCUGUCCAGCUCGUGUCUGGGCAGACAUUUACAGCAUCUGGUAACCAAGUGAUAGUCAAUCACACACCUUCUCAGAUUGUUGGUGGACAGAUGCCCUUGCAGCAGGCAUCGCCAACCGUGUUACAUUUAUCACCUGGCCAGAGCAAUGUCUCUCAAGGAAGGCCAGGCUUCCCAGGACAGUCUGCUGUCACGAGUGUCUCUGCCCCUGGUCGGUUCACAGUCGUCAGCUCCUCCAGCACAGCCCUUCCUAACCUUGGACCCUCAGUCCAGUCGGCAACAUCAGCAACAAACUUUAAUGGAGACCAACUACCCCAGCCCAACCGGACUCCGGGGCCAGCCAGUGUGUCUCAUCGUCUUCCAGUUUCCUCAUCCAAAUGUAUUGGCACCUUCAGUAGCACCCCAGGAGUAGGGACCCAGCCCCAGGUCUCCUUUUGCCAGGCUCAGAAAAAAAGCUUGAACCAGACUUCCCCCGUUUCAACUUCCAAGACCCCAGAUGGCUUGAGACAAACGCAAAUAACUGGUCUCUUGAGUAACCCAUUGCCAGGACAGGAUUCUGGAAGCAAAGUCAUACAACCACCCUUAGGAACACCACAGCCACAGCAGGAAAAAGGAGUGGGAUCAUCACCAGGACAGCAAAAUGUACAGGUGGAUAGUCAUACAGUGGGACAAAAGAGACCUGCUGCAAAACAGCUAACUAAAGGAGCUUUUAUUCUCCAGCAGUUACAGAAGAAUCAAGCCCAUGCUGUGACGCCAGAUAAAAGCCAGUUCAGGUCUCUAAAUGAUGCGGUCCAGAGACUCCUUUCUUAUCAUGUGUGUCAGGGAUCCCUGCCAACUGAAGAGGAUUUGAAGAAAGUGGACAGUGAAUUUGAAUCAGUUGCCACUCAACUUCUCAAAAGGACCCAAGCUAUGCUUAACAAAUACAGAUGUCUGCUUAUAGAAGAUGCCAUGCGGAUAAAUCCUUCUGCUGAGAUGGUGAUGAUUGACAGGAUGUUUAAUCAAGAAGAAAGAGCUUCUCUGUCCCGAGAUAAACGCCUGGCCCUUGUAGACCCUGAUGGUUAUCAGGCCGAUUUCUGUUGUUCCUCCAAACAACUAGAUAAAGCCACAGAAGAGACACAGUUUGGCAGGAGUGACCAGCAUGGCAGCAAGGCAUCAAGCUCUCUGAACCUGGCAGUGGCCACCAAGGUCCAAAGCAGAGACCGAGCCAAACUAGGCGUGGCAGAACCAGCAAAUCAUGACCAGCCUCAUACAGUGCCUAACCACAUUAUGGUCUCCCCAGGAGGAAAUAUUUCUAAAAAAUCAGAAUGCCUUGGCAAAGCCCUGAAAUUUGACAAGGCAGGUACAGUCCAGUUUGGGUGCACAGCUGAAGAGAAGGUAGUCAGGAGAGACUCCGCCAGGGGCAGUGAGUGCUCUCCAUGCUCUGAGGGCCCCCUGAAAACCUCAUCCAGACUAGAUCAUGGUAUGGACAACCAGCGAUCAAGUAAUACUAUUGAACCUCACUCAGAGGGAACAUGUAACAAUUCCCUUCAAGACAAAACUCUGAGGAAUUCUCCAAAGAAUGAGGUUCUACACACAGACAUCAUGAAAGGGUCGGGUGAGCCCCAGCCAGAUCUUCAACUCAGUAAGAGCUUAGAAACAACAUUCAAAAAUAUCUUGGAACUCAAAAAACCUGGGAGGCACCUCCAAACUGAUAUGGCUGGCAGUGGUUCCAUCGAGUUAGAUUUCCCCAACUUUUCCCCAAUGGCAUCUCCAGAAAACUGCCUGGAAAGAUUCAUGCCGGACCCCAGUGAAGGUGGUGUAGAAACUGACUCCAUUUUAGAAGCAGCUGUAAAUAGUAUCCUCGAGUGUUAAUAGAAGCAGUCCCCUGGGCAAGUUAAUGUUCUCUCCUAGCAAGAACGAAUGGAAAGCAUCCCCUAACUCCAGCCAGCCUGAUCUUUCAUCACAGGUCACCCUUUUAAACUCAAUCCUGUUCUGUGUUUGAAAGCAAUACUCGUUGUGGUUACAGGGAGAUACCCAGUAAAGCUCAUCCUUGUUAGAAAGCAGUCUCAUAGGCCCUACACAUCUCAAGUGUUAGGAUAGUGCUUAUGGUCGUUUUUGUUUUGUUUUGUUUAAAAAAAAAAAAAACACUGUAACUCAAUGAGAUCACAGUCCACUAGGCCCGAAGUAAAAU